AUGCAAUUAAAUCUCUUAGAUUAUUGCUAAGCAUUGAAUUAUAAAGUAAAUGGUAAGAAAAUUAUAUGGGUUAACGAUGUCUUGUAAUAUAAUAUGAAAUUUGCAUGCAGUGUUAAAUGCUAUAAGAAUCCUAACAAUUAUAAUCAAAUUAAAAAAAACAACUUACCGCAAAAUCUUCUUGAUAUGAAAAAAACAAUAAAAAUUGAUUAAGAUCCUUGCAUUUUAGCUAAACUGCAUAAAUUCGACUGCUUAUCAAUUUUUCUUUUAGCUAAACUUUAAUAUAACGAACUAAGAGAAGAUUACAUAAAAGCCCUAAAAGAAAUCUAAUAAGAUAAAGAUUAAAACGCAUUAAUUAAUAAUCCAUAUAAAUCUGCAUCAUUAUAUAUAUCCUGCUGUCAUAAAUAAGAUUUUCAAUGUGAAUAAUGUAAAUGUGAAACAUUUUGUUCAAAAUAUUGUGAUUGUCCUUCCAAUUUAUGCCUUAAAAAAUAUCGGGGUUGUAAUUGCAAGGAUCGAUGCUCUUUUGAUAGCCGAUGCUCUUGCAGAAAGGAUAAUAUGGAAUGUGACCCUUUAGUUUGUAAAUGCUGUUCAAUUGAUUCUAACUUUAUUUGUUCCAACACAUAAAUAUUAAUAAAAAAUGUGAAACCUACCCUUUUAGCUCGAUCUACAGUUUGUAGUGGACUUGGACUAUUUUCAAAGCACUUUAUAAUGAAAGGAGAAUUAAUUAUUUUAUAUAUAGGGGAGGCUAUAAUUGAUGAUGAAGACGAAAUAAGAGAUUAAUUUGAUGAUGCAUUCUCAUUCUAUAAUUACUAAUUAAGUGAUGAGAGAUAUUCAUUAGACAGUAGAUUUUGCGGAAAUGAAAGCAGAUUCAUCAAUCAUAACAGCCUAAAUUUAAAUAAUUGUAGAACAAAUCAAAUUUUUACUUGUGGAUAAUAUCAAUUGGCUAUAUUUGCUAUAAAAAAUAUUGACCCUGAAUAAGAAAUCUUAUUGAAUUACAAUGAAGGGGAGUCACUUAAUAAGGAAGUUCAUAAUUGGAAUGAAUAAUAAUAAUAGUUCUGGAAUUAUAUAUAAAAUACUGAUACAAAAGAAAGAUGA
Paramecium tetraurelia is the source of this 1092-nucleotide messenger RNA. RefSeq lists its product as uncharacterized. Lineage: Eukaryota; Ciliophora; Oligohymenophorea; Peniculida; Parameciidae. The record is from RefSeq and is a predicted model, not a curated record. The transcript has 3 exons. Gene Ontology annotation, biological process: chromatin remodeling. Gene Ontology annotation, molecular function: histone methyltransferase activity; protein binding.